GCCGCCGCCGCCGCCGCCGCCGCCGCGGGCCCUGCGCUCAGCCCCGUGCCACCUGUGGUCCACCUGACCCUGCGCCAGGCCGGCGAUGACUUCUCCCGUCGCUACCGCCGCGACUUCGCGGAGAUGUCCAGCCAGCUGCACCUGACACCCUUUACCGCAAGGGGACGCUUUGCCACGGUGGUGGAGGAGCUCUUCAGGGAUGGAGUGAACUGGGGGAGGAUUGUGGCCUUCUUUGAGUUCGGUGGGGUCAUGUGUGUGGAGAGCGUCAACCGAGAGAUGUCGCCCCUGGUGGACAACAUCGCCCUGUGGAUGACUGAGUACCUGAACCGGCACCUGCACACCUGGAUCCAAGACAACGGAGGCUGGGAUGCCUUUGUGGAACUGUACGGCCCCAGCAUGCAGCCUCUGUUUGAUUUCUCCUGGCUGUCCCUGAAGGCCCUGCUCAGUCUGGCCCUGGUGGGGGCUUGCAUCACCCUGGGUGCCUAUCUGGGCCACAAGUGAAGUCAGAAGGCCUGCCACAAACAAAUAUGCAAAAGGUUCACUAAAGCAGUAGAAGUAUAUGCAUCACCAGUGAUGUCCCAUGAAACGAAGCCGUGGUCUCUUAAAAACAAAACCUGAAACAAAACAAAAACAGCUUUCGGGCUCAGCGUCGAAUCAGCUAUUUACUGCCAAAGGGAAAUACCAUUUAUUUUUUACAUUCUCAAGAAAAAAAAAAAAAAAGAUUUAUUUAUUUAAGACAGUCCCAUUGAACCUCCUGUCUUUGGAAACCCUACCGCCAAUUGCCAAGCCCCACCUGGGCAGCACCACCUGGCUCUCCUGUGCCUAUAAACACGGAUUUGUUUUCCAUGUUGUUGGCUGGACUGACUCACCAUCUGAAGAGCAAACGAACUGACAAAGGACUUGACUGUUCCAGAAGCCGGCUGUUGGAAGUUAGGAAGAAGGUGUUCAUUUUCCUUGCAUUUCUUUGCCCUGGGGGCUGCGAUAUUAAGAGAGGGAAGGCGCUCGGCGAAGUCCAUUCUUCCUGGCCCGAAGAACAACACGCUUUGCGUAUGGUUCACAUGGUACAGACCCAGUGGGGAGAAAACACUGGGGAACUUCAGAUGGACUUGGUACCCACCAAGAUUUCCACAGCGAAGAACAGUGAUGGGGAAAAUGCCGUUAAACCAUAGGAAAGUAUUUUUUUAAGCUACCAAUUGUGCCGAGAAGCAUUUUAGCAAUUUAUCCAAUAGCAUCCAGUACCUUAAGCCCUGAUGUGCAUAUUCAUACAUUUUUGGAUACACUCCCCCCGCCCCCCACCCCACCAAUACUGGCUCUGUCUGUGUAUGAAACCGAAUCCUCCCGAAUGCGAGGAAGUGAACGUUUCGGUGACUUAUCCAGAAGCAUCAGGCCGCCACAAGUGCCUGCGUUUCCCUAAGAGGCCACAGUCUGAAGCCCUGCCUCGCCCCAGCUCGGAGGCCUCGUCCUGGAACUGAGCCUGGGCACUCGCUGGCCGGCUCCAAGGGUUUUAAACAGAGCAGUGUGGUCUCCGAAUGUCUGGAAGCGGACAGAGCUCAGAAUCCCACUGUCAAGAAAGAACAGUAGUCGGCCUGGGCCUGUGGCCCUGGGCCCUCCAGUCGGGCCCUUUUCCCUCGUGGAGCGUGCAACCUGGAAGCCGAGGCUCUUAAGACGUUGAUCACCGUGGAGGGGAGGAAACAGAGGCACUGCGCCUUUCCCGGCAGAGGGAGGUGGCCAUGCCGCCACCAAAAGGAAACCGGGGGAAGGAGACAGGUGUAGCGCGUGUGCGGUGUGGCCGCCGCGCAUGCGGGCUGGCUGCGCAGGUGAAAGCAAGGCUUUAAAUGACUUUGGGGAAGGUCGUAAAUCCUAAAGAAAGCGUUGAAACGAGGUGUCAUGGAUUAACUGACCUAUGUCUAUGGGAUUACGAUGUAAAACAUUAUCUUGUCAUUGUAGUUUGGGUUUUUUUUUGGAAACCUGACAGAGGGAGAAAAAAAAAAAAAGUUCCAGGUGUGGCAUGUGGGAAUUUAUCUGUACCUCCUGGGGCAUUAAAAAAGAAAAAAAGAAAAAAAAAAAAAGGUCAGUGGUGAAAACUCUAGAGACAUAGUAAAGAAGUGAAAUCUCCAGCUAAUAAACUAGAAAAUAUUUUUUCCAGUUUAGAAUGGGCUUUGAGACAUUUAUGGAGUAAAUGUGGCAUUAUUGCAUUAUAUACCAUUUAUCUGUAUUAACUUCAGAAUGUACUAUGUUCAAUGUUUAAUGCUGUGGUUGAUGUUUUGAAAGCUGCUUUAAAGAAAAACAUGCAUCUCAACAUUUUUUAAAAAUUGUAUUUAGUUACGGCCUCUACACUAUUUUUUAGCAAAAAUUACCAUCUUUCCAUUUGGAGUUUUUGUCUCAAUUCUUUAAAAGCAUUUCUGACAAGGAGAGAGAAUCCCCGGGUCUCAGCGACGUGAAAACCCCCUGGAGCGUGCUGGCCACUGAGGGAGAUUGCUUCAACCAAGUUAUGUGCGUUUCCACGUCAACAGAAUUAUUGUGAAGGACGUAUCUCUUGUCCCUUUGACCUUGUUCCUUGAAGGUUUCUUAGUUCCUGGGCAAAUCAGAAUCUAACGCAUAUUAGUUAGGACGACAUCCAUGUUUGGUUAACCCCAUGAGAUUCAUUCAGUUGAAAAUCCAGAUGGGAAAUGACCAGGGGAUUACAUGCUGGCCACUAUGGUUUGAUCUUUAGAGGGUUGCUCUACGUGGUCUGUUUUGACACAGAUCCAUCCAGAGCGCUCCUGCCCUCCUUCCACAGGGCCCGUCCCAUGGCCGUCCUUCGGAUUCUUCCUGAAAUGCAGUGACGCCUGUGCGCCACCCUGAGAAAGCAGGAAACCCAUGGUAUGAAGCCAGACCUCCCUGGCAGGCCUCAGGGAACCGGAUGAUCAGACCUUUGAAUGAGUCUAAUUUUUAGGCGAAAUACUAUUUUCGGAAAGGUUUACAUUGUCAAAAGCGAUGAGUAUGGAAUAUCAAAUCCUGUGCUGCUAUCCUACCAAGAUCACUUUCGUGGAGUCAAUUUGCAGUAUGCUCCAAGUAGCGAAAUCCUUCAAGCUGCUUUCGAAGUUAACAGUGAAGAACAUGGACAUUUUUAAUAUAAAGACUGUCUUUUGUUGUUGUUGUUGUUGUUGUUAUUGUUCAAAGAGGAUUUGAAGAGUAUUCUAAAAAUGUAUAUAUAUAUAUAAAAAAAAGGUCCUGGGGGCUAACUUCUGGCUGGUUUUCUUUUGCUGUGGGGUUUUGGUAUCUGGUUUUAAUGGUAAAUGUGCCUGGCCACCUGCCCCCAAAACCGUAUAGUAUCGUGGCUUCACUUGCUCUAAGAGUAGUUGUUGCAUUUUUCUUGUUCUUAAAAACAUGUUAGAAGCAAUGGACGUAUAUAAAAGCCUCAACUUGUCA
Messenger RNA from Herpailurus yagouaroundi (jaguarundi), 3411 nucleotides. RefSeq names its product BCL2 apoptosis regulator (gene BCL2). Lineage: Eukaryota; Metazoa; Chordata; Mammalia; Carnivora; Felidae. The transcript is spliced from 2 exons. Gene Ontology annotation, cellular component: mitochondrial outer membrane. The annotation marks the transcript as partial. Gene Ontology annotation, biological process: negative regulation of apoptotic process; extrinsic apoptotic signaling pathway in absence of ligand; release of cytochrome c from mitochondria. Gene Ontology annotation, molecular function: BH domain binding. The record is from RefSeq and is a predicted model, not a curated record.